Messenger RNA from Ceratitis capitata (Mediterranean fruit fly), 646 nucleotides. Its product is annotated as transmembrane protein 242. The transcript has 3 exons. The record is from RefSeq and is a predicted model, not a curated record. Lineage: Eukaryota; Metazoa; Arthropoda; Insecta; Diptera; Tephritidae. Bases 114 to 554 code for a protein of 146 amino acids.
UUAACUGAACACACGGCCUCGUAAAUGUAAAUAAACAUGAACUAAAAAAAUCUAAUAAUACAUUUUUAUUUCAUUCUAAGUCUAUUCGCAAUCCUUUAUGAGAUUCUUUAAAGAUGUCUGAAACUCCAACAAUCCCGGCAGCUUCAUCAGCAGCCGAAAAAGAUUCCAAAUAUAAAAUGCAAGCGACAGCUUUCCUUGGACUGGUUGGCGGUGUGUCUGCUAUAUUUGGAUUUUCUAAAACACUCGGUAAAGCAAAAGAAUCACAAAGUAAAUUGGUUGAAAAAAGUGGACGUGAGGCGGCUGUACUACUCGAAGAAGGUUCUGCUUUGGCAUUGCGUGCGUUGGGCUGGGGCACUUUAUAUGCUGUACUUGGAACGGGUAUUUUCUGUUAUGGCGUUUGGAAAAUAUCUGGAGCAAGAAAUAUGGAAGAAUUCCGUAUGAAAAUGGGAAGUGGUCUACCGAGAAUCACGAGAGAUACCCCACCUACCACUCGUACUGACUUUGAAUCACUCACUGACCUUAUGAAGUAUCUUGCUUCAGGAUGUAGGGAGUAGUUGACAAUACUUAAUUAUUAAAUGUACCAUUUUAGAUAUAAAAAUUAACAAAUAUGUGGUCAUCACAAAUAUAAUGUAAAAUGAGAAAUACA